This is a messenger RNA of Chaetomium globosum CBS 148.51, 1086 nucleotides long. RefSeq lists its product as uncharacterized. Gene Ontology annotation, molecular function: oxidoreductase activity, acting on the CH-CH group of donors, NAD or NADP as acceptor. The coding region runs from base 1 to 1086 and encodes 361 amino acids. The record is from RefSeq and is a predicted model, not a curated record. Lineage: Eukaryota; Fungi; Ascomycota; Sordariomycetes; Sordariales; Chaetomiaceae. The transcript has 5 exons.
AUGGCACGACAGUCUCAGCAGCUCGAACUAGCGGAGCGGCCGACGGGGCCCAUCGUCCCCGGCAAGACGUUCCGGCAGCGGACCGUAGCAGCACCGACCGAGGCCGACCUCCAGGACGGCCAGCUGCUGCUCGAGUGCCUGUACGUGUCGUACGACCCGGCCAUGCGCGGCUGGCUCGACGACAAGCGCUCCUACAUCCCGCCCGUGCAGAUCGGCGAGGUCAUGCGCGCCGCCACCAUCUCGCGCGUGCUCGCCUCCCGCUCCGCCAAGGCCAAAGCCGGCGACAUCGUCACCGCCCCGCUGGGCAUCCGCGAGGUCGGCAUCCUGCCCGAGAGCCAGGUGGAGCCCGCGUCGGCACUUGUCGCGGGUGCCAAGGUCACCGACCUGCUCGGUGUGUUCGGCCUGACGGGCCUGACGGCGUAUUUCGGCAUGACCAAGAUCGGCGAGCCCAAGGCGGGCGACACGGUCGUCGUCUCGGCGGCUGCUGGCGCGACGGGGAGCGUGGCCGCGCAGAUCGCAAAGAUUGCCGGCGCCCGCGUCAUCGGCACCGCCGGCAGCGAUGAAAAGUGCCGCUGGCUGAAGGAGGAGCUGGGUCUGGAUGUUGCCCUCAACUACAAGGACCCGGAGUUCCACAGGAAGUUUAAGGAGGCUACCCCCAAGUUUAUUGACGUGUUCUUCGACAAUGUCGGCGGCGAGCAACUCGAGAUGGCGCUUGGCCGGGCCAACGCCUUUUCCCGCUUCGUCAUGUGCGGCGGUAUCUCUCAGUAUAACUCUGAGAGCAAGUCAGGGCCCACGAAAAACUUCUUCAAUAUCAUCGGCCAGCGGAUCAAGAUGCAAGGCUUCAUCGUCUUCGAUUAUGCGGAAGAGUAUGCCGCGGCAAGAACGCAAAUUGGGCAGUGGCUGGGUGAAGGCAAGCUCAAGAGGAAGGAGACGAUCCUCAAGGGCGGCGUGGGGGCCUCAGAAGAGGCGCUCGAUUAUCUGUUCCAGGGUCGGAACAUUGGUAAACUGAUGGUCGAGGUCAAGAACCCGAGAGGGGGACGCGGCACGGCUGUGACUUGCAUGUUAGAUCAGAAUAGGAGUAAUUAG